UGAAAAAAUGAAAAGUUACGCUUUUUUUGGGGGAUUUCGGUUGUGGCAGUUGCAGGUGGUAACGUUCAAGCUUCAACGGUAAAGAGGGCAAGAACUAUGGCUACUGAGUCAGCAAUGAAGGCUCCUUUCACCAAAUAUGUUGAAUAUCUCAAUGACCUUAAUGAGAAACGAGAAAGAGUGGUUAAAGCAAGUCGUGACGUAACAAUGAACAGCAAAAAAGUCAUAUUUCAAGUUCACAGGAUGAGUAAGUAUAAUAAAGAGGAAGUACUUCAGAAAGCUGAAAAGGAUCUAGCAGCAGUGACAAAUCAGUACAUGUCUCGAUUAGUCAAAGAAUUGCAGGGUACCGAUUUUUGGAAGCUACGACGAGCAUACUCACCUGGGAUACAAGAGUAUGUUGAAGCAGCUACUUUCUGCGGUUUCUGUAAAAAUGGAACGCUUUUGACGCUUGACGAGAUAAACAACACAUUGUUACCACUUAGUGAUCCAUCACUUCAGCCUCUACAAAUAAAUAUCCUUGACUAUCUAUUAGGGCUUGCAGAUUUGACUGGAGAACUGAUGCGUCUGGCUAUCGGUAGGAUAUCAGAUGGUGAGCUUGAAUUCGCUCAGAAGAUAUGCAGAUUUGCACGUGAUAUAUACAGGGAGCUUACGCUUGUAGUGCCACAUAUGGAUGAUAGUCAUGAUAUGAAGACAAAGAUGGAAAUAAUGCUCCAAAGUGUCAUGAAAAUAGAGAAUGCUUGCUUUAGUGUUCAUGUGAGAGGAUCAGAGUAUAUUCCACUCCUUGGAUCCGAUGAUCCGGGUUCUUUCUUAGUUGGAGUCGCAGAUAUCGAACUAUGAGGUUGAUAUCACUGCACUAAAUCAAUAUCAACAAUAUCGGCAAGGAAAUUUUGCACUUUGUUCUCAUCAAACAUGGCACGAACAGUUGCGCCAUUUUAUUGGUAAAGUUUGAGCUGACCGCAUAAUCUUAGGGUUAGCUUGUACUAGAUAUUUUGAGAUUAAAGAAAUCAUUGACAGGAAGUUUGAAUUAUGCAAUGAUAUUAACAUCCAUGUUCCUUUCUACUUUAUCACAAAAUCUAGUAGCUAUACAUCAUUGUGUCUAUGUCUUCGUUUUGGCAUUUAAUCCAUAUAACUAACUAAUUAAGCAUAAAUUAGCCAUU
Arachis duranensis is the source of this 1154-nucleotide messenger RNA. RefSeq lists its product as uncharacterized. Bases 97 to 834 code for a protein of 245 amino acids. The record is from RefSeq and is a predicted model, not a curated record. Gene Ontology annotation, cellular component: nucleus; cytoplasm. Gene Ontology annotation, molecular function: RNA binding; sequence-specific DNA binding; RNA endonuclease activity. NCBI's taxonomy places the organism in Eukaryota, Viridiplantae, Streptophyta, Magnoliopsida, Fabales, Fabaceae. The transcript has 7 exons.